This is a messenger RNA of Dermacentor silvarum, 3528 nucleotides long. RefSeq names its product titin homolog. The transcript is spliced from 17 exons. Gene Ontology annotation, molecular function: zinc ion binding; nucleic acid binding. The record is from RefSeq and is a predicted model, not a curated record. NCBI's taxonomy places the organism in Eukaryota, Metazoa, Arthropoda, Arachnida, Ixodida, Ixodidae. The coding region runs from base 354 to 3254 and encodes 966 amino acids.
GUUGGGUCUUUUUCGCAGAGAGGCAUGCAGUGAGGUCUUCACGAUGGUUUUCCUCGGCCCAUAGUUUGAUGGUGUCAUAUUUAUGUACACUUUUCCGUGACCAGAAGUUAGCGUAAACGCAGGGCUGUCUCGCCGUAUAGGUGCAUGUUCAUCUCUGCACAGAAAAUAUUGCGGCAUUCAAACCAUUCUGAGCUUUCCCUAGGCUAAUACGCAGUGGUUGUGUGAACGUUCGUCGUAUGUCUGCCGGCCGUGCGAGUUCUGUCAUCGUGUUAGCGCUGUGCUUUUCGAAUUGGUGUUCUGAAGCACUGAUCCAGUUCCCAUUGCUUUGCUUUUGAAGCGUCGCCUUUUCAGUUAUGGUCAAAGAGGAGCCUUCAGACAGUGGCCAGAACUCCCAUCACGAGAGCACCAAGAGCCCCAAACGUGAAGGUGAGAAAAGCCCAAGUCGGGAGGAGGAUGGUGCGAGCAAGCCCAAAAAGCCCAAGUUCAAUGACAACGAGAAGGGGCGCGAGUUUGAGUGCAAGCUGUGCUACUGCAAGUUCUUCACGGUGGCCCAGUACACGUGCCAUAUCCAGAGCUUCGAGCACCGCAAGCGCACCAUCAUAAAGACGGCCACCAAUGCUUUCAGCGUGGCACCUGAUUACCAAGAUGGUCAUGGGAGUGACCUGCCACCAGGUCUGUCGGGUCGCAAGGUGGUGCACUGCAAAGUGUGCAACGUGUUCACCAACAGCGCCAUACAGCUGGCUGAGCACCUGAAUGGGGGACGCCACAAGCAAACCUGCUUCAAGUUCAACGUGCCCAUCACCACCUUGGAGCUGACGAGCGAUGACACCAGCACCCUCGAGGGCACCCGGCUGCAAGGGGAGAAGCUGAUGUGCAAAUGCUGCUCAAUCGAGAUCAACUCCAUGGAGCAGUAUAAAGAGCACAUGGGCAGCACCAGACACAAACUGAUAUCACAGAGAAUACCACUCAAACCAGAACGCGCAAUAAAGAAGGCCCUCAAGCCCUUCUACAAGAACAAAAGGAAUGGGAAAGGCGAAGAGCGAUCAGAUCACAAGACUGGGAAGGAUAAAGGCGAGGAGAAGGACACGGAGAAGGUCAAGGAAAAGGACAAAGAGAAGGGCAAAAAGGACAAGGAGCAGGACAAUAUACCAAACGACAAAGCUGACAGUGGCUCCCGCAGCUCUAAGGUGAAUACCCCAUGCGCUCAGCCCUCCCUGGGCAGGGUGGAAGGUUUGCCAACAGUGCGCAUCAUAGCACAGGUGCGGGACAAGUACCAGCUUGACCUGCUCGAUCAAUUGAACGAAUGCCCAGAGAGGCGCAACGAGAUGGAAUUUAGCCGUUCCCACCGGAUGAAAGGCAAGAAGACGCCUAUUUUAAAAUCAGUGCCUUACAUGUGCGACAUCUGCCAGGUGUUUGGAAAGUCUGCCUUUGAGCUGAACGAACACCUGAAUAGUGAGCGGCAUAAAGCAGCACUGCGCAAGUUUCUCGGCGGCGAAAAGUCGCCCCCAACCAAGGAUAGCAAGGUCGACCACAAGCCCACUGAGGUCACCGACUCUGAAGAUAAAAACUCUCAAAAACCGGAGUUGUAUUGUGAUAUUUGCCAGCUGCUGCUGCCAUCAUUUGGCGUGAAAGAACAGCAUGAAAAAAGCAAGAAGCACAAGUUCCUCCAAGAACUGAGAAAGAAUGCCAAGACAGAAUCACGCGCCCAAGAGGCUACUGUUGUGAAGAAGACCGAAGCAACAAAGAGAGUCACUGCAGAAAAGGCAGUCCCUCCAGCAAAGACCUUACACUGCAGUGUCUGCCAAAUGGAUGUCGAAUCGGACGAAGCCAUGAAAGAGCAUGUCAAAAGCAAGAAGCACAAGUUUCUUUCUGAGCUGAAGCCAGAGCCACCAGCGCCCAUCCGGCGGCCAGAAGAAAGCACCAAGCACAAACGUGCCCGGCCACGCAACAACAGUCCCGACAGGCGAGACUGGCGACAUUGGACGCGACGUGGCAAUGAGGAGGAAGAGGUCCCCGAGCUAGCAGCCUUGGCUCUGAAGCGACAGGCGUUGCAAGUAGAGUUGGCCAAGCGACGGAAAGAAAUUGAUGAGCAGCGCCGCCUGAUCGCAGAGCUGCAAGAGGAGAAGCACCUCGAGCAGGAGAAGGCUGCGCUGCGGCGCAUGAUAGACGAGUGUCGGCAGCUAAUCAAAGAGCGGGAGCACCACAAGCGCCAGGCCACUGAACCAGAGGAGAGCACUUCGCGUAAGACGGCCAAGUCUGUCCAGUGGCACGAUAGCGUUACGGUGGUUGAGGUGAAGGAAGAGCCGUGGGACUCUGGUGACACCAGGGCUGGUCACACCAGGGGCCAUGACUAUGCAGAGCCGCAAGAACGCCUCAGCCUUGUCAAGAAGGCACAAGAAGACUGGGAAACAGAACACCUUGAUCAGGCCAGGAGUCGUGGCCUCGCACAGCAGAAGCGCCCUGUUCCUGUUAAGCAGGAGGUGGAAGACUGGGAGAAUGACCGCCCUAAAGGUGGGUCCAGUAGCCUCAGUUACACUUCCUUCUCACGCUGGGACGGCGAAAUCCCGCUUCUGGGCACGCCUGUCGAAACGGGCGACAGUGCAAUGUCAUGGCCUGCCAGCCUAUCUACCCAGUCUCCAGAAAGUACUCCCACUUUCCGAAACUCCUUAGCGGGUGAAGAGAGGAUGAUUGAACCUUUCUCCCAAGAGCCACCUUUCAGACAAGGGGACUUAGGCGCUGUUUUCUCCCAAGAGUCUUUCAGGAAUUUGGGCACCAACUGGCCUGGUGCACAGCACAGCCCACCAGUCUGGAGCAAUGUCUCCCAAGAGAACGACUGGAGCCGCCCAUUGUUGUGCACCCCAUCAACCAGUGCAGGGCUCUUGGGAGACAGGCCUAGCCUUUUGGAAAACAGGCCUAGCACCUUGGAAGGCACGCCCAGCUUCCUUAGAGACAGGCCAAGCCUCUUAGAAGACAGGCCGAGGUUUCUUGAUGACAGGUCGAGCCUCUUGAAUGACAGGCCUAACCCCUUGGGAAGCAGGCCAAGCCUCUUGGGAGACAAGCCAAGCCUCUUGGGAGACAAGCCAAGCCUCUUGGGAGACAAGCCAAGCUUCUUUGAAGACAAAUCAAGCUUCUUUGAAGACAGGCCAGAACAGCAGUCACAGUUUUGGAGGCACACAUCGCAGUGGCCGACCUCUGAGCCCAAACCAUGGGGAGAAAGCUCAACUGUGCGCAUACCAGGCCUUGAUUUUGUUUAGCUGCGCAUUAGUCAUUGAUGAAUGAAACAUUCACUGAGUUAGAUUCAUUUAUUUUCACUGUUGCACUGGCAAAUGUGCCAAAGCUAGUAGUAUUCCUAUGUACUAGUUCUCAAAUGUUCUAAGCUUGAUUCUUGGCAUUGAAAGCUGCAUGCUACCCACAUAAGGCAUGAAUGGGCUAAUUAUGAGUGCAAGUUGAAAGAGUCUAUGUAAAAGUUUUCAUGAGUCUUUGUCUUCAGGAAACAUGGCACCUAAUAAAUCCCCUCUGAUGACGAUA